Ochlerotatus camptorhynchus is the source of this 783-nucleotide messenger RNA. RefSeq lists its product as uncharacterized. Bases 1 to 783 code for a protein of 260 amino acids. The transcript is spliced from 3 exons. NCBI's taxonomy places the organism in Eukaryota, Metazoa, Arthropoda, Insecta, Diptera, Culicidae. The record is from RefSeq and is a predicted model, not a curated record.
AUGAUAGCAAAUGCUGCAGCAUCAUUGGAAGUUAACUUGAAAGCUGCUAUAUACGCCAAUAAUGCCUCAUUCACCCAGUACCACGACGAAGCCUCAUCAUCGUUCCAGUUUUCUCCAAUAACUUCAGUUGAAGGAAUCAAAAAGCUGGAAGAAAACCUCAAUGAUGAUCUGUUCGCCAAGAGAUUGAUCAUUCACAUGAAAAAAAUCAUCGGACACACUGGCGACAAUUGCAAUGGUCAAAACAUUUGUUAUGACCUCAUUGAUCAUUUUUUCGAUCGAAAAGUUUUAGUGCUUUGUUCCUGGAGUGGUGCAAGCAAGGGAGAAAAGCCAAAAUGGUCAUUGAAAGAAUGCGAAAACAUUUUGAAUACAUUUUUCAAAAUAGUUCACAGUGUGAACGUAUCUUUUUCGCACAAGUUGCUUGAAGAUUUUUUCAAAAAAAUCACAAGAAACUCAAAAAAACGCUGUGAAUCAAAGGGCAUGAGGCAAUCAUCUAUACAUCGCAGAUCAAGGAGAACCGUCAACAGUAAUACUGAAACUGGUGAUGCUGUUACCCAUAAUCCUGUCAAUGUCAAUGUUCAUAAUGAGCAAACGGUUAAUCCGGUCUACCAUCUGCUGGGAGCAACCACGGCACAUGACCAAGAUGACGGCCAAGAUGGUAAACCAGAUGACGAAGAAGUCGAUGAAGAAGAAGCUGAUGAAGAAGGAGAAGAUGAAGAAGAAGCUGAUGACGAAGAAUAUGAUGAUGAGGAAACUGAUGUCGAAGAAAAAUUCGGAUGCGAAUAA